Camelus dromedarius (Arabian camel) is the source of this 3684-nucleotide messenger RNA. It is a transcript of the gene GAS7, whose product is annotated as growth arrest specific 7. The record is from RefSeq and is a predicted model, not a curated record. Bases 422 to 1855 code for a protein of 477 amino acids. Gene Ontology annotation, biological process: actin filament polymerization; neuron projection morphogenesis. Gene Ontology annotation, molecular function: actin filament binding. NCBI's taxonomy places the organism in Eukaryota, Metazoa, Chordata, Mammalia, Artiodactyla, Camelidae. Gene Ontology annotation, cellular component: cytoplasm; actin filament; plasma membrane. The transcript has 14 exons.
GGGCUGAGGGGGAUGCUCCGGGUCCCACCUCCGCGGGGAGCUGCGCAUUUCCGCGCGCCAGAGCCGCCCGGGCUCCGGUGGGCCCUCGCGGCGGCUGCCCGCGUUCCGCGUCCCCGGGAAGUUGUCUCCGGAGCCCGCGGUGCCUGGGUCUCCUCCCCCUGAGCCCCGCCCCAAGCUGGGAGCCGUGAGCCGCCUGGCCCGGGGGCGUCGCCGCUCGCUCUCCGAAGCCCGCGAGUCUUCGCUUCUCUGCGCGGGGUGUGCGUCCCCCGCCCGGCCGGGGACCCCGUGCACCCCCGAGACGGCGCGCGCCCAGAGCGCGGGAGCCCGGAGCGCCGGGCGCCUGGGAUCCGGCGGAGCCGCUGCCCAGCCCGCUGGGCUCGGCAGGGAUGCAGGCUGCGCUGUGAACCCGGGCGCCAAGGCCAUGUCCGGCGCCCGCUGCCGGACCCUGUACCCCUUCUCUGGGGAGCGGCAUGGCCAGGGGCUGCGCUUCGCCGCGGGCGAGCUCAUCACGCUGCUGCAGGUCCCGGACGGCGGCUGGUGGGAAGGCGAGAAGGAGGACGGGCUCCGCGGCUGGUUUCCAGCGAGCUACGUGCAGUUGCUGGAGAAGCCUGGAAUGGUCCCCCCUCCGCCGGGAGAGGAAAGCCAGACCUUCGUCCUUCCACCGGGCUGGCAGAGCUACUUGUCCCCCCAGGGCCGGCGCUACUAUGUCAACACGGCCACCAACGAGACCACCUGGGAGCGUCCCAGCAGUUCUCCUGGGAUUCCAGCCAGCCCUGGCCCUCACCGGAGCUCUCUGCCUCCAACAGUGAAUGGAUACCACACGUCAGGGACCCCAGCGCACCCUCCCGAGACUGCCCACAUGAGUGUCCGAAAGUCCACCGGUGAUUCCCACCAGAACCUGGGAUCUUCGUCACCAGGCAAAAAGCAGAGCAAGGAAAACACCAUCACGAUAAACUGCGUGACCUUUCCUCACCCAGACACGAUGCCAGAGCAACAGCUGCUGAAGCCAACUGAGUGGAGCUACUGCGACUACUUCUGGGCGGAUAAGAAGGACCCGCAAGGCAAUGGCACUGUGGCUGGGUUUGAACUGCUGCUUCAGAAACAGCUGAAGGGCAAACAGAUGCAGAAGGAAAUGUCGGAGUUCAUCCGGGAAAGGAUAAAGAUUGAAGAAGAAUAUGCGAAGAACUUAGCCAAGCUGUCUCAGAACUCCUUGGCCGCACAGGAGGAGGGCUCCCUGGGAGAAGCGUGGGCGCAGGUGAAGAAGAGCCUUGCGGACGAGGCCGAAGUUCACCUCAAGUUCUCCGCCAAGCUGCACAGCGAGGUGGAGAGACCCCUGAUGAACUUCCGCGAGAACUUCAAGAAAGACAUGAAAAAGUGUGACCACCACAUCGCUGACCUCCGCAAGCAGCUCUCCAGCCGCUACGCCGCGGUGGAGAAGGCCCGGAAGGCCCUCACGGAGCGGCAGAGAGACCUAGAGAUGAAGACCCAGCAGCUAGAGAUUAAGCUGAGCAACAAGACAGAGGAGGACAUUAAGAAGGCGCGGAGGAAGUCCACGCAGGCAGGAGAUGACCUGAUGCGCUGUGUGGACCUCUACAACCAGGCCCAGUCCAAGUGGUUCGAAGAGAUGGUGACCACCACACUGGAGCUGGAGCGGCUGGAGGUGGAGAGGGUGGAGAUGAUCCGGCAGCACCUGUGCCAGUACACGCAGCUGCGGCACGAGACGGACAUGUUCAACCAAAGCACAGUCGAGCCUGUGGACCAACUGCUUCGAAAAGUGGACCCAGCCAAAGACCGGGAGCUGUGGGUCAGAGAGCACAAGACGGGCAACAUUCGCCCUGUGGACAUGGAGAUCUAGACACGCGGCCGGGGGUCCUGCCGAGGAGGGGCUGGGGGCCCCACGGAGAGGAAGUGGCGCCCCCGCCGUGGGGGCUGCUGCCAGGCGGAGCCUCCCUCCCACCCGCUCUCCUGGUCCCCCGAGGAGAGGGGACAGUGAUGCCAGGAGGGCGGCCUGGACGGCCCCAUUGGGAGCUCUCCAUAGUUCCCAGGCCGAGGAGAUGGAACCACAGCCCUGCCCUUGUCUCCGAGGCUGAAGCCCCCCAAUCCUGUGCUGUGCUUGCCACUCCAAGAACCAACUGAGGCUGGAACUCUGGUCCCUGCUGAGCACUGCAGGGUCCCCUCCCCACCCAGAGACGGUUGUGUCACACGCUUGUGCCCCUGGAAGCCCCAAGGCCCUUCCUCCAGCUGGCCCCCCUGUCCCCAGGGCUUUGGAGGGGCAGGGGAGGGAGGUCUCUGUCUCAAAACCGAGUGUCCUGACAGAAUCAUGGAUAGAAGCCACCGUUCAGCUCAACAGCCCGCACCCAGAAUCCUUUGCAACCCUCCUCUCUGAUUUUUCCCCGUUGCAUUCCGGGAGCCCACAUCCUGGCUCUUCUCUGCUCCUUUUCAUCAUUGGGAGUCUUGGGAAGAAGGCCUGGCCCCUGUCUUCCCGGACUGACCCAGCCUAGAGAGGUCAGGAUGGAACUACCUCACUCAGCAAAUUAGCCCCAAGUCGGAGCAUCAAAUCCUGUUUCCUAAUAGAUCAGGAAUCCUCUGUCAAGUCCCCUCUCUGGACAUCCCCGUCCACUCAACCUGCAGCCUCUUCCUCCAGGAAGCUCCCUCCUCCCACCCUUGCCCAUCCCAGGGGCUGGCUCAGUUCCACGAGGGAGAUGGGUGGUGGUGCAAGUCUCUGUCACCCCCCAGAUGGCUCCACCUGCUUGUGCCCGGCGGGGUUGGGACCACUGUCCUUUGUGUGGCUUUCACUGGUGGGUACCAUACAGGCACCGUAGACCCUCACGUCCACAGGACGUGUCGCCUUCCAGGCAGUCGGCCGCCUCGGCCUCUCAGCCCCUUCUGCACGUUCCAGAGCCCUGCACGGAGCCCCCGCUUGGCGCUGGUACCACCUUGCCCUUUCCCCGCCUCCCAAUUCCUGGAGAAGCCUGGGCUGAGUGUGACCUGGGAAGCUUUUGGCCCUGUCUCACUCAUCACUUUCUCCCUUUACAGAACCACAGCAAACACGUUCUCCAUCAUGUUAAAUCUUGAGGCUCAGCUCAAGGGGACCAGAAGAAGAAAGGGGCUGAGGGAGGUCACACCGCUAGCAAGGGGCAGAUUUCUAGCCUGGAACCCGUGUCCUGAAAACCCAUCUUUCUUGUUAAUCUUUCCCGUUGAUUACUUUGGAUGUACAGAUCCCAUACGUCUCCCAAAGGGCAGAAGUCUAAGAGCACAAAUCACUGGUCUUUCUCUCCAUCUUACGUGCUGGUAACUGAUGACUCGUUAAUCUUCUCUCUCAUUGAGUCAGAAUGGCGCCGCCAUAGUUUAUCACAGAAAAGAUGCCAAAUAUCCUACAGCAAACCAAGCUCGGCCACUUUUAUUAAAACGUCCCAACCAGAAAGCUCACCGUGAAGGCCUUCAAGGCGAAGGCCUGCAGGACGGGUCUGUGUGUCUGGUGUGGAGAACCACUCCUUCCGGGUGUGAGGUUGGGCCGUGACACCAGCUGACAGUUUGGGGAUAUAUAUUCCUUGGUUUCUUUCAAAAAAAAAAAAAAUGGGUGCUAGUAGCAGUUGCUUUGUGGCUUGGUAAACUAAUCUGUGGAUGGUUUUAAAACAUUCAAAGCCAGUAGCCUUGUUAUUAACACAGAUAUUUUGAGUGUGA